UGUAAAUCGCUUACCGAUUGCACAAAUCUGAAACUGUGUUUUUAAUAUCUAUAAAUAUUUAAAAAAAAAAUCCUCGACAGCUGUCGUCUAGUGUGUCAAAAGUGUUUUAGUGAAUAAUGGGUAAUCAUAAUACGCAUGAAAAAAGCGGGACGGAAGGCGGUGGUAGUGGUACUAGUACCCCCAGAGGGUCUACUAGAGGAGCUCGAUCAGGGUCUAGUGGUGAAUUGCAAGGCCAGCAGGAAAAAGUUGAGAGUCAGGCGACGUCUUUAGUGCCCGUGGAAAAACUCGGCAAGCUCCUCGCUCAUCGCUCACAGAAAGAAGAUGGCAUCAACGGCGUCACGGAAAAAUCAUUUACCAAAUACUUAUUUCCAAAAUACCCGGACCUCGCGCGACAGUUCUACAAUUAUAUACACAGGAGUGGGAAAUGUAAGAACAAGCACAUCCCGCUGUCCACGUUCAGACAGCAAUGCGAGAAGAUACUGGCCAUGUUGGACGACAGCGUUAUCAUCGAAACCUAUGUCAGAAUGUUCAGUGUAGACGCGGAAGAGGGUACCGUGACGCCGGAUGACCUCAGAAGUCUCCUAUACAUCAGCUACAAACUCUCGAUGGACCACUACCCUGAGGGACCGCAGACUUGCUUUAUGGUCAACAAAACGUUGACGGCGGUGCUCAGAGGCUGCUUCAACAACAAGGACUCCCACAGCGUCGGCUUCGUGGUGCGCUGGCUCGAGGAGCACUGCCACAGGCUCAUAUUCCCCGUUCACAGGUACUGCGUGCACGUGCUGGCCACGCGGCACCGCGACGUGGAGACGCUGGCGGCGCGCGCGGACGGCGACGCGCUGGAGCUGGGCACGCCCGUGCUGGAGCGCAGCGCGUGGGGCUCGCCCGCGCUGCCCGUGUCGGCGGCCUGGCUGCUGGCCGCCACGGCGCCGCCGCUCUACAGCCGCCCGCUGCGCGCGCCGCCGCCGCCCGCCGGCUCGGCCGCCGCCUGGCUGGCGCGCCUCGUGUGCGCGCUGCCCUCGCACUGGGCGCCGCUCUACGCCUCGCGCGAGCACGGCCUGGGCGCCAACCGCUUCCUGCACCACACGCUGGCCUACCGCGGGCCCACGCUGGUCGUGCUGGAGGGCGGCUCCGGCCCCGACGCGCUCACGCUCGUGGUGUGCGCGGCGCAGGAGUGGCGCGACACGCACCAGUACUGGGGCGCGCCCGACUGCGCGCUCGUGCAGCUCUACCCCACGUACGCGCUGGUGGAGCAGGCGCCCAAGAUGCUGUACCUGAACUCGUGCAUCCGCGGGUACCCGAAGGGCCUGCGCGCGGGGUCGGACCCGCGCAAGCCGCUGCUCGUCGUCAACGAGGGCUUCGACUCGUUCACUUUCAAGGGCGUGCCCUACUCGCUCGCCGCUAUCGAGGUAUGGGGUUGCGGUGAACAGUCCCUGAGAGACGCCCAAAUCGAAGUAAAAAAAUGGCAAGUGCGAGAAGCGGAGAGACAACGUCAGGUAAAGAUAUCUGCGGCAGACUGGAUCGAACACCCCGACCGGUAUCUCCUGGAGCUAGCUGGCCGACCGCAGUACAACAACUCCUCCAGCUAGGACCUAGUGUGGAACAAAGUAUAAUACUUGUUAACAAGACUUAUAAUUUUCUAGGAACUUUUUAUUUGAUUUUGAUAAAUAUUAGAAAUAAAAAGUUCCAUGGAACCUUUUGAAUUUGAGUGAUCUUUAGUGAAGUUUUUUGGUUUUCAAGUAGUUUUAUAUGAACUAGAUUGAGCCAAGCUAACACAAAUUUAGAAAUAUUUAUCAAAUACUAGGAAAUAAUUUAUUUUAAAUAUCAAGGCUUUUGUGUACUGCUUGGAAGUAUAUAGAAAUUGAUUUAUAUGUGAGUAAAUAAAAAAAAAUAAAGGUAAUCUUCACACUAUGUGUAAAAUAUUCAACAUCUAUGUCGGAAAAUAAGUUUAACAACAAGCUUCUAUUUCAAUACAUGUACUAAAAUAUAUUUACAAAAGUGAUGUUGUUGAUCAAGGACAAAAUAAAAAAUAUUUCAUAGAUCCAUUACUAGCAGGUUAUUGAACUAUCCUGGGAUGUAAUCAAACCUCUCACUUUGAGUUAUCGGAUGACACCCAAAAUAUAUCCUAGGAAAAUUAUAUUAUAAAUAGUGGAAUUGGUUAAUAAGUCAGCUGCAAUAUUCUCCCCGCACAUAAUAAUAGCUGAACUUAAAUAAAAUAUUAAAAUAACAACUUGUAAUACAUUCGGUGGUACUUAAUUUGAGUCGAAUAUUUAUUCUAUUCAUUAAUAGUAUUUGUUUCUCUUACUGUUCUUAUAAUAGAUAAGAUUAUUUUGAUUUUGCAAAUUAUAAUUAAUAUCAUUCCAUGUGCUAAGAAGGCCAAUAUCAAAAAACUUAUGAUAAUCAGAGUAGAAAUAAUGUUAUUUUGGUUGUUUUGUACCACGCCUUUUAGCGCAAUAUUGCUGUACUAAUAAUGUUACUCUUAUGUGGCUUUAUAUAAGGCCACAGAUCCGGAGGUUCAUUUCGAGAAAUAAAACCGUUGGUCAUGCGCCUGAAUUCUUUCCGGUCGCGUCGGUUUUACUAUUAUAUUAUUUGAUAAAUUUAUUAUAUUUCAAUAUUAUUUGGUAAAUGGCAGAAUGUGGUUUACCUUAAACUCAAAUAUUGUCUUUGUCCUGUUUAGCACCAGGUCAUCGCGUUGUAUUCACAUUCUUUUAGUUUUUUAUUAUAUAAGAUCUGUUUACAAUGGGUUGGGUCAAAUGUGACUUUAUGUUUUAAUUUUACUCUAGUCCGCGAAAUAAAACUCUUAUAUCAUAAAAGAAAGAUAUGACUUUCCUGUGUUUGACUUCUAAUUAAAAUUUAAGUUGCUCAAGUGAAACUCGGACUUGGAAAUUAUUUUUAAGAUAAGUCAUUUGUAUUAAAGACAAAUAUGAUGAGACUAAGCCUUAAAAUAUAUUUAAAAUUUUAAAUGCACAAAGUUGAUAAAAACAUGUCAAACUUUAUGUUAAAUUGUCAACUACAAUUUAAAUUAUAAUCUGUGAUUGUUAUGUCAAUGGCGUAACAGAAUCAAAAACUGUAAUCGCAAUGGUAUUUAAUAGUCUAAUCAUUAGAUUAGAUUAGACUCUAAUGGUUUACUUGAUUAUUAAAAAAAGCGUCUUUUUGCGCCAAAAAUAACUAAAGAACUACUAACUUUUACUCAUUGUAAUAAAUGUUAGUAAGGAAAAAGAGUUUUGUUCCUACAGUGUUUUUAGCCAUAAUGAAAAGUCACUAAAAUUUAAAUAUUUUUAUAUAUUAUAUUUGUAGCUGAUGCUUUAUACUUUAUAUUAGAUAGUUAAAGACAAUUAAUAUUACAUGUAACAACAUGCAACACUAAAAAGUGUGUCUGAUUGUAAAAUAUUAAACAAGAAAAUAUAAAACAACCAUCAAUAUUACCCAGAACAAGUUAUUUCUGAAAUUUAUAUUCAAAUAAUAAAAAUGGAUUGAACGUGUUAGAUAUUCGUAUACGUUAAAAAGAAAAAAAUAUGUAUUAAUUUCAUAGAAUCAUAAUUAUUGUGUGUUAAUUAAAUAUCUCAGAUUAAAGUAUAUAUUAUAUGAUGAAUUGUAUUAGCUGUUUAUUGACCCUGAUAUGGACUUCAGUAGGAAUAUAAUUAUUAAACUCCAAAAGGCACGGGCGAAGUUGCGUUACUAAAUUGAAUUAUAUUUAUAUAGUUACUACGUGUAGCCGGAUCUUAGCAAUUGUUUUUUCUUUGAAGGAAAAUUUUUGGAAUGACUUAAACCAUAAAUAAGGUUAUUUUUUACUGAUUUACGAGGAAGAGAUUUACAAAAUAUUUAUAUUUUAAAAAAAAUAUUCAAGCAUAAACAACCUUAAAAUAACUCAUAUAGCGUCACAUAUAUAUUUUAAAUGUAACAACGCAAGCAUACACAAUUUUUUUUAAUAUAAUUAUAUAAUGUAAAAUAAUAAAAAAAUAUAUAUAAUUUUUAAAAAUGUAUGUUUACUUCUGAGGACCAAUUUUGUUCUUGUGAAAAUGUUCUCUUCAUUUUUAUUGCUUCUGCACCUUUUUUUAAUUUUAACUGUUGCUUUAUAUUAUGGAGAAUAAAAAAAAACUGUCAAAAUAUUAAUCCAAUUAAAAAUAUAUACUUUGCUAGUUAAUUGUAUAAUAAUUAAUAAUGCUCGAAGGACUGCAAACUUUGAGUUAAAGUUUUUUAAGGAGAUUUCGUAAGGUGUCUUUUACGUGGUUAAUUUAAGAAACACGUUUUGCUUACGGAUAGCAGUAUUUUCUAGUUGUAGUUGUGAGGCCGACUUAUAGGAAUCGGAAGGCCGUGAAUAGCUUAUAGUACCCUCCUGUCCAUUAUUAAUGUAGAGUUAAAAAUGUAUAGAGAUGACAAAAUGCUAGUCAAUAUUGAACAUGUCAAUAAAAUUAUUCAAUUCUACUAUCCGUAAACAAAACUGGGCAUAUCUUGAAUAUGGAACCCGGGCUUCACAAGAACUGAACUUAAUGGAUUGAUGCUUUCAUUUUAUCUGUCAAUACGAUUGCUUUUUAUAUUUAUUUUGACAUUUAUCUGCAAUGUUUCAUUCCUUUCAUCUGCCUGUUUCUCUCUUUUUGUCGUCUAAAU
Molecule: messenger RNA, 4608 nt
Organism: Vanessa atalanta (red admiral)
Lineage: Eukaryota; Metazoa; Arthropoda; Insecta; Lepidoptera; Nymphalidae
Exons: 9
Coding region: 117-1589 (490 amino acids)
Source: RefSeq, a predicted model, not a curated record